UUCUUCAGUACGUUUUUGUUACUCGGACGGCGAACAACGCGGUGCGCUUGCGUCUGGACAGCAGCUCUCAGAACUUGGGAAAGUGUUUUCAAAUUUCGUGGCCGAUCGUCGCGCAGACCUGCUACGCCGAGCGAAAGAGCGAGCGAGCUUGAAGCAAAUGACGAGAGCAAUUACAAGGUGAAACGGCAAUAGACAAAAAGAGAAAGAGUGCAAAGCGUGAACUGCAACAACAGAGCAGAGAACAAGCAGGAGACAAACGCAAAGAGCAAAAUGCAUCGAUGCUGCUGCAGUUGGAGGGUGCUGACGUCGCUGCUGCUGGCGGCGUUGCUGAUGGCGGUCGUAAGGUCAGAGGAAUGCGGCCAGGAGGAGUUCACCAAGUGCGCCGAACCACUUGAAAUGCUGCAUUUAACGUCGGAAUUUUCGAUUGGCGCUGCCAAGAAGGAGGAAUUGGAUAAACUUUGUCACGAGCUGCGCAAGGGCGUGCGCUGCAUCCAGAGCUAUACGCGUCGCUGCAUGGAUCUGCAGCAGCGCAACCAGUUCAACAAGCUGUACCAUGGCACCAAUCAGUUCAUACGAGAUCUCUGUAACAAAGGCGAGUUCCAAGAGGAGUACCUGAAGCAUGCGCCCUGCUCAGAAAUGGCCAAGAAGGAUUUCGAGGUGUGCGCCAAUCGGUACAAGGAGACCAUGGUGUUCCUCAAGCCCAACAAGAACCAGGAGAACGCCGAGAACGGCACGCUGAACGAGAACAUCAAAACGAUUUGCUGUUCUAUUAACGAGUUAGUGGACUGCUCUGAGAACGCGGCUCGUAAAAUUUGUGGCAAUGAAGCGGCCAAGUUUACACGCGAACUGGUUGAUAAAUACGCCAACAGCUUAACCAAGAUCUACUGCGAGGAUUUCACUCGACACCCGCAAAUAUGUAGAGAUGGCGAAGGGGAUGGGGCCAGUGCCUUGGGGCGCAAUGGCUUGGGGCUAGUCAUAUGCCUCUUGUUGUCACAGCUGGUCAGAUAGAUGGAGAUGAUUGCUGUCAUGCAGGACAAUUACGUUUCCUUUCUGAACACACGCACACAUGCACAUCCACAGCCACACAUAAUUCAAGUUAUACAAUAGUUAAGGUUUCUAGAUCACAGAGGAGCAGCAAGCGAAGAAGAAGAAGAAGAGAAAGAAG
Drosophila arizonae is the source of this 1165-nucleotide messenger RNA. RefSeq lists its product as uncharacterized. NCBI's taxonomy places the organism in Eukaryota, Metazoa, Arthropoda, Insecta, Diptera, Drosophilidae. The record is from RefSeq and is a predicted model, not a curated record.